CACAAAGCUGCGCAGUAGCUUUUUCUUGUAUCAUGAAUGGUGGAGGCGAUGUUUUGAUGGAGUCCAGGGACUUAAAGAGCUCUAUUUUCGUGUUGUAAACAAUAGCUGCUGCAUAAACCGAUGUCUUAUUAUAAUGCAGUAAUAUAUCUGAGAAUAAAUUAAUUUGGAUACGUGAGAAAGGACCAGUCCGUAAAAUAUCGGUGGCUACGGUGGCCUUGCUAACGUUAAGCUAAGUUGUGGCAAUCCUUUCAUUUAAUGAGCUCACCCUCUUUGAACCUGCUGUGUUUUUCUUUAUACUUUAGCGUCACUGGGGAUUACCUCGUUUUAUUUGCGGCUAUAUUUAUCAAAUACCUUUUAAGUGAAGUAUCAGAAAGUAAGGCUUAUUGAGAUUUAAUUCCAGGGGGAGUGGUUAUCCAUGUCCACGAGUUCCUGCAGAUACAUACAAUUUUGUCACAGCAGCAAACAUGUCUUUAGUCGCCUAUGGCAGCAGUGAUGACAGCGACUCAGAAGAAACAUCAGCUUCACAGAGUAAAGGGAGCAGCUCGGGGGGGCUCUUCUCUCUCCUGCCCACUCCAAAGAAGCCCGUUUCGGCAGGGGGAGGAUCGAGAAAGGAGACAAGAGUGCACCGCUCAGGGGGGGACAGCAAGGCACAUGAUGACCCAGAUCAACCACCAUCUAAAGGAGGCUUGAUUUCUGCCUUUAUGCCUAAACCGAGGAAGAGAACAGAGCCUGUCAAAAUCACUGCACCACAGAUCCAGAGACGGGAUUCAGACUCUGAUGAGGAUGAUGAACCUGCAAAGAAGAAAGUACAAACUCAGGGUUCAGGCCUUUCCUCCCUUCUGCCACAACCCAAACACAUGACCAGGAAGGCGAUGGACAGAUCCCUGAUUCCUUACACACUCACCAAGCGGCAACCACCCAAAGGACCCAAACCUGGAACGCCCGCUCAGGGUCUGCUCGGUUCCAGCGCAUCGCCCUCUGCUAUCAAGGCUGCAGCAAAGUCAGCGGCUCUGCAGAUGGCGAGACAAAUAGCCACCGACGACCAAGAUAACGAGGAGGACAUAUCCCCACAGAACUACUUUUCUCUGGCCGAGAGCUCCCAGCCUCUCCCCGCAGUCAUCCCGAGCCUGGACCCUGAGCCUGGGCCCCCCGCAGAGCCCCUGGCACCUGCACCUGCACCUGCACCUGCACCUGCACCUGCACCAGCACCUGCACCUGCACCUGCAGACGAGCCGGGGCAGUCAGACGCCCCUCUCGACUUCGGGGCGGGUGGUGAGGGAGCCGGUCCAUGGGGUGCUCAAUAUCCUCAAUAUCAACAGGAAAUGGAAGGCACAGAUGCUCCCCCUCAGGGAUUCUAUAAUCAGCCUUACGUCCAAGAUCCAGAGGCGGGAUCAGCAGAGGCUGAUGAGCCCGGCAGCUCCGCCAUGUUUGAUGAGGAAGCGUUCAUGCGGCUGCAAGGAAAACGGAACCGGGGCAAAGAGGAGGUGAAGUUUCUGGAGAUCAAAGGGGACGACCAGCUGAGCAGCAACAAGCAGUGGAUGACCAAGAACAUAACGGAAGAGAAGCAGACCCGCCAGUCCUUCAGCAAGAAAAAAGGAGAGGGGCCUACAGGACAGCAGCGACGCAAGCAUCAGAUAACAUAUCUCAUUCAUCAGGCAAAGGAACGUGAGUUGGAGCUGAAGAACAACUGGGCAGAUAACAAGCUGACGCGCCGACAGACACAGGCCAAAUACGGUUUCUAAAUGUCACUCUGAGGACUCUUGGUGGCAGGUGGAAGCCCUGCAUCAGAAAGUAGUAUGUUCAGAGUUCCCCACACAGGAGAAAGACGUGUACUUGGGAAGAAUCUAUAAACACCUUUUUAAAACAGAUGUUGCCCUUGCUCCUGCCCUCUCUUAUGUAUUUGUGUUGAAUUGUUAUGCAGUAGUUAUUUUGUUUAACUGUUUUUUAAGGCGUCACUUCUAUACAGAAAAUCCAGCCAUAGCCCCUUAAACCUGUCCCAGUAAGAUACAGUACAUUUAGGCUCUCUUCCUACAAAUACAUAGGUAUGUUUUUCAGAUUCCUGCAGCGAAUCCUUGGCAGAGAUCAUGUUUGUGACCCUCAAUAUUCUCCUCUGAAACUUUGUCUUCCUGUUCAUAAAGCAAAAGACUCCUUUUUUAGUGAUGCAUUCAGAAUACUUCUUUAAAAAACGCUUUGGUUCUCUGGCAUUCACACAGAUGUUAGUAAAAUAUUAUAAGCCAUUCAUUAUGAGGAAUGAACUGGAGUCAGUAGAAAGCUGUGACACAUUACAUAUGUAUAUAUGAACCAACAACUUUGUAAUAGAAAAUAAAGAUGCUGUUGGAAUACUUAUGCUGCAGUUG
Messenger RNA from Notothenia coriiceps (black rockcod), 2357 nucleotides. It is a transcript of the gene prcc, whose product is annotated as proline rich mitotic checkpoint control factor. The record is from RefSeq and is a predicted model, not a curated record. NCBI's taxonomy places the organism in Eukaryota, Metazoa, Chordata, Actinopteri, Perciformes, Nototheniidae. Gene Ontology annotation, cellular component: nucleus. The transcript has 7 exons. Bases 465 to 1742 code for a protein of 425 amino acids.